Molecule: messenger RNA, 13122 nt
Organism: Anarrhichthys ocellatus (wolf-eel)
Lineage: Eukaryota; Metazoa; Chordata; Actinopteri; Perciformes; Anarhichadidae
Gene: sptbn4b
Product: spectrin, beta, non-erythrocytic 4b
Exons: 43
Coding region: 462-8603 (2713 amino acids)
Cellular component (GO): spectrin
Molecular function (GO): structural constituent of cytoskeleton; actin binding; phospholipid binding
Source: RefSeq, a predicted model, not a curated record
UCGCCGCACUAAUGCUGAUAUUUCUCUCCAGCAUCACCAGCGGAGAGGAAGAGGAGGAGGAGGAGGAGGAGGGAGAGGUUGUGUCAGGUGGAAACGUGGACCUCUAUGGAUAUCAUCAUCACCCUCCACCGGCUCGCAUCCUCAGCACCGACAGCAUCUCCCGGCCCGCGGUCACCGCUGCAGGCACACAGCGCCCUUUUUAUGCGCCAAGGCAUUGCAUCUCCACGGUGGAGCCUCUGCGGGCUGCUGGCUUCAGUAAUUACCCGAAACAAACCGCUUCGUCCUUGUAAUAAUACGGACUAAUCGAGGGAAGACCCUGCCGGAAUAAAAGCGGCGCGUCAGAUUCCUCCAUUGAUAAACCGCUCUCCUCAUCGAUUCAGCCAAACGGUCGUCUUGGGUAUAAGAGGCGGACCAAAGCGAUCCAAAAAGACUGACGCUGAAGCUGAAGGGUGUCGGGCGCGAUGGCUAAUGCCUCCCCAGACCUGGACAACGCGGAAGCCCAGCGCCAGCUCAACAACAACAACCGACCAAGCAGCUCAGGAUUCUGGGAGACGGAGUGCACCAGCUCCAAGCUGUUCGAGUGCUCCCGCAUCAGGGCCCUGGCAGACGAGCGAGAUGCAGUGCAGAAGAAGACUUUUACCAAGUGGGUUAACUCCCAUCUGGCCCGAGUGUCGUGUCGCAUAGCGGACCUCUACAACGAUCUGAGGGAUGGAUACAUGCUCACCAGACUGCUGGAGGUCCUCAGUGGAGAGCUGCUGCCAAGGCCUACACGGGGUCGCAUGCGGAUCCACUGCCUGGAGAACGUGGACAAAGCCCUGCAGUUCCUUAAAGAACAGAGGGUUCACCUGGAAAAUGUGGGUUCCCAUGACAUCGUGGAUGGCAACCACCGUCUCACCCUGGGCCUCAUGUGGACCAUCAUCCUACGCUUCCAGAUCCAGGUGAUCAAAAUAGAGACGGAGGACAACAGAGAAACUCGCUCUGCCAAGGAUGCCCUGCUGCUCUGGUGCCAGAUGAAGACCGCAGGGUACCCUGAGGUCAACAUCCAGAACUUCACCACCUGCUGGAGAGACGGCCUCGCCUUCAACGCCCUCAUACACAGACACAGGUCCGACCUGAUAGAGUUCCACAAGCUGACGCGGUCCAAUGCAACCCACAACCUCCAGCAAGCCUUCAACAUCGCUGAGCAGCACCUGGGCCUCACCAAACUCCUGGACCCCGAGGAUGUGAACACAGAGAACCCAGACGAAAAGUCCAUCAUCACGUACGUGGUCUCCUACUACCACUACUUCUCCAAGAUGAAGGCUCUUAUUGUGGAGGGCAAGAGGGUCGGCAAGGUCCUAGACAACUGCGUUGAGGCGGAGAAGAUCGUCAACCGCUACGAGGCUCUGGCUUCAGACCUGCUGGACUGGAUAGAAAAGACCAUCGCGGUCAUCAGCAACCAGAAGUUUGCCAACUCGCUGACCGGAGUUCAGCAGCAGCUACAGGCCUUCACCACCUACUGCACCAUCGAGAAGCCCAGCAAGUUUCAGGAGAAGGGGAAUCUCGAGGUCCUUCUGUUCACCAUCCAAAGCAAGCUCAGAGCCAACAACCAGAAACCCUACGUGCCUCAUGAUGGGAAGCUCAUCUCAGACAUCAACAAGGCCUGGGAGAGGCUAGAGAAGGCAGAACACGAGAGGGGCGUGGCUCUGCGCAAGGAGCUGAUUCGUCAGGAGAAGCUGGAGCUGCUGGCUCAGUGCUUUGACCACAAAACCACUAUGAGACAAGCCUGGCUCAAUGAGAACCAGAGACUCGUAUCGCAGGACAAUUUUGGCUACGACCUACCAGCAGUCGAGGCGGCCAUGAAGAAACACGAGGCCAUUGAGGCGGACAUCGCCUCGUAUGAAGAGCGAAUCGGCGUGGUGGUGGAACUCGGGGCGGAGAUAGAGGCAGAAGGAUACUACGACAUCCGGCGUAUCCUGGCACGAAAGGAGAACAUCCUGGGCCAGUGGAGUCUGCUGAAGGAGCUGGUGGCUGGGAGGAGGACCCGGCUGGAGAAGAACCUGGCCCUGCAGAAGACGUUCCAGGACAUGGUCUACAUGAUCGACUGGAUGGAGGACACACAGGUCCAGCUUCUGUCCAAGGACUUUGGGAAGCAUCUCCUGGAGGUGGACGACCUGCUGCAGAAACACAGUCUGCAGGAAGCCGACAUUGCAGUGCAGGCCGAGCGGGUCGAGACGCUCAACACCUCUGCUCUCAAAUUCACCACGAUAGAAGGUUACCAACCGUGCGACCCACAGGUGAUCUGUAACCGUGUCAACCACGUCUCUACCUGUCUGGAGGAGCUGAAACAACUGGCAGAUAAAAGGCGCGAUGAGCUGGAGGAGUCGAGACAACUGUGGGCCUUCUUUCAGGAGCUGGAGGAGUCGGAGGCCUGGAUCAGGGAGAAGAGCUCCAUCCUGGGAGCUCAGGGUUACGGGAAGGACCUGAGCAGUGUGCUGAAGUUACUACAAAAACACAAGAACCUGGCUGGAGAGCUGCUGGCUCACCGGUCGCUGCUGCAGAACACCAUGAAGCGAGGAAAGCAGAUCCUGAGUGACAAGAGCUUUGGCACGGCGGGCAUCCAGGAGCGCAUCAUGGAGGUGAAGGGCGAGUGGAAGAGGCUGGAGGACCAGGCCGCGCAGCGUCUCGGCCACCUGCAGGAGGCACUCAACUUUUUCCAGUUCUCCACGGAGACGGACGACCUGGUGGCGUGGCUGCAGGACGCCUACCGCCUGGUCUCCAGCGAAGACUUUGGACAUGACGAGUACUCCACCCAGUCCCUUCUGAAGAAGCACCGGGGGGUCAGCGAGGCCGUUGACAAACAUCGUAUGCAUGUGGUGGCGCUGCGCAAACACAUGGUGGUGCUGCCUCUGCAGUACCGUGAACAGGAGGAGGUGCAGGUGCGCAUGGGAGAGGUGGAGCAGCUGUACACCGAGGUGGCUGAGGUGGCGGUGCUCAGACAGCAGUGGCUUCACGACGCCCUCGCCGUCUACCGCAUGUUCAGCGAGGUCAACGCCUGCGAGCUGUGGAUUGACGAGAAGGAGCAGUGGCUGGACAAGAUGGAGAUCCCAGAGAGACUGGAGGACGUGGAGAUGGUGGCGCACAGGUUUGAGAGCCUGGACCAGGAGAUGAACAGCCUGAUGGGAAGGAUCCUGGAUGUUAACCAGAUAGUUCAGCAGCUCCUGGAUGGAGGUCAUCCGUCCUCUACAGAGGUCAGAGGUUGUCAGGAUCACCUCAACUCACGGUGGAACAGCAUCGUGGAGCUGGUGGAGCAGAAAAAAGAUCAGCUGGACUCCAUGCUACGCCUGCAGAACUACCUGCUGGAGUGUGCCGAGAUCAAGUCCCAGAUCCAGGACAAGAGAAAAGCCAUCGACGCCACUCAGUACAUGGGCAGCGACCUGGGAGGAGUAAUGGCUCUGCAGAGACGCCUCUCCACCAUGGAGGGAGCCCUGUCUGUCCUGGAGCCCAAACUACUGCAUCUACAGGAGGAGGCGGAGCACAUGGCCACCGCCCACCCUGGUCGGGCCAUGGACGUUCUCGUGCCGUUUGAUGGCAUCAGCGUGGGGUGGGAGGAGCUGAAACGCACCUUGCAGGGCUGCGAGGACUCGCUGAUGGUGGCCAGCAGGCUGCAGAGCUUCAUACAGGACCUGGACUCUUUCCUCACCUGGUUGGUCCAGACGCAGACGGCCGCCGCCUCAGACCAGCUUCCCAACGACCUGGAAGAGGCAGAGAAACUCAUCAACAAACACGCGGCCCUGAAGGAGGAGAUCGGACGGUACGAGGAGGACUACGAGCGCCUGCAGGCCAUGAACGAGCUGCUGGAGUCCGAGGAGGCUCCCCUCCCUCAGGCCGCCCUGCAGCAGUGGCUCCAGAAGCUCGAUGUCGGCUGGAACAAACUCCUGGAGAUGUGGGAGAGCCGGAGAGAAGUCCUGGUCCAGGCUCACAUCUUCCACCUCUUCCUGCGGGAUGUCAAACAGGCCGAAUCCUUCCUCAACAACCAGGAGUCGGCCCUCGCCCACGUGGAGCUGCCCACCACGGUGGAAACGGUGGAAGCCGCCAUAAAGAAACACAAGGACUUCACCACCACCAUGGAGCUGAACCUACACCGGAUCAAAGCUGUGAUCGAGGCUGGAGAGAGUCUGAUCAGCCAGAGUAACAUCUACUCGGACCGCAUCAAGGAACGCAUCGACACCCUCGCCAACAGGGGGAACCAUAACAGAGAGCUGGCCCAGCAGUGGCUGGAGAAACUCAACGACCAGUGGGAACUUCAGAGGUUUCUUCAGGACUGUCAUGAGCUGGGCGACUGGGUGUGUGAGAAGAUGCUGAUGGCGAAGGACAGCAGCCGAGACGAGACCCAGAAGCUUCAUAAGAAAUGGCUGAAGCACCAGGCCUUCAUGGCCGAGUUGGCCCAGAACAAGGAAUGGCUGGACAAAAUUGAAAAGGAGGGCCAGCAGCUGAUCCAGGAGAAGCCGGAGCUCAGCGCGGUGGUCCGGAGGAAGCUGGAGGAGAUCAGGGAGUGCUGGCAGGAUCUGGAGUGCACCACCCAGGCCAAGGCCCGCCAGCUCUUUGAGGCCAACAAGGCCGACCUGCUGGUGCAGAGCUACGAAAGCCUGGACCAGAGACUGGGCCAACUGGAGGGUCAGCUAGCCUAUGUGGACCAGGGCCAGGACCUCACCACUGUCAACAAGCAGCUGAAGAAACUACAUACCAUGGAGAACCAGAUGGAGAUGUGGUAUAAGGAGGUGGGGCAGCUCCAGGUGCAGGUGGCCUCUAUCCCACAGCAGACACAGAUCAAGGAGACGGUUGCCGGCCGCCAAGCCGUUGUGGAGGCCAGGAUGGUGCGUCUGAUCGAGCCGCUGAAGGAGAGACGACGCAUCCUGCUGGCGUCGAAGGAAGUUCACCAAGUCGGACGAGACCUGGAGGAUGAGAUUUUGUGGGUCCAGGAGCGCCUCCCAUGGGCCAUGUCUCAGGAGCACGGCUCCUCUCUGCAGGCAGUCCAGCAGCUCAUGAAGAAGAACCAGACCCUUCAGAGGGAGCUGCAGGGCCACAGGAGCAGGAUCGACGACGUCCUGGAGAGGGCGGGGAUCAUCGCCACCAUACGCAGCCCGGAGGCCGACUGCGUCAGGGCGGGCCUGGACCAGCUGGCCCAGCUGUGGGCUCUGCUCUGGGUCGAGACCGAGAGGAGGCAGCUGAUCCUGGACGCCAUGUACCAGGCCCAGCAGUACUACUUCGACACGGCCGAGGUGGAGGCCUGGCUGAGCGAGCAGGAGCUGCACAUGAUGAACGAGGAGAAGGGGAAAGACGAGCCGAGCACACUGCAGCUGCUGAAGAAACACUUGAUCCUGGAACAGACCAUCGAGGACUACGCCGAGACCGUCGGCCUGCUGUCACAGCAGUGUCGACAGCUGCUGGAGAUGGGCCAUCCAGACUGCGAGCAGAUCAGCAAGCGCCAGUCUCAGAUCGACCGUCUGUACGUGUCUCUGAAGGACCUGGUGGAGGAGAGGAAGAGCCGCCUGGAGCAGCAGUACUGGCUCUACCAGCUCAACAGGGAGGUGGACGAGCUGGAGCAGUGGAUCGCUCAGAGGGAGGUGGUCGCCAGCUCGCCGGAACUGGGUCAAGACUACGAGCAUGUCACCGUCCUGCAGGAGAAGUUCACAGAGUUCGCGUCAGAGACGGGCAGCGUGGGGCAGGAGCGGGUGACGGCUGUCAACCAGAUGGUGGACGAGCUCAUCGACUACGGCCACUCGGAGGCCGCCACCAUCGCUGAGUGGAAGGACGGGGUGAACGAGGCCUGGGCCGACCUGCUGGAGCUCAUGGAGACCCGGGCGCAGAUGCUCGCCGCCUCACACCAGCUGCACAAGUUCUUCUCCGACUGCAGAGAGGUGUUGGCCCAGAUCGAGGACAAGCACCGACGGCUGCCGGAGGUUCGGGCUCGGCAGGGCAGCACCGCCAACACCAAUGCCCUGCAGAGACUCCUGCAGAGCUUCGAGCAGGACAUUCAGCUGCUCGUCACGCAAGUGCGUCAGCUGCAGGAGAGCGCGGCCCAGCUGAGGACGGUGUACGCCGGCGAGAAGGCCGAAGCCAUCGCGUGCCGCGAGCACGAAGUGAUGCAGUUGUGGAAAGAGCUGCUGACGUCCUGCGAGGAGUGUCGGGUGCAGAUCACCACCGAGACGGACAAGCUGAGGUUCUUCAGCAUGGUCCGAGAUCAGAUCAUGUGGAUGGAAUCGAUCAUCUGUCAGAUAGGGACAGGAGAGAAGCCCAGGGACGUGUCCUCAGUGGAGGUGCUGAUGAAUUACCACCAGAGUCUGCAGAGCGAAGUGGAGGCUCGCAGCCGGAGCACCCUGGAGUGUAUCGAGAUGGGCAAAACUCUGCUGGCUGCUCGAAACCCAGCGGCUGAAGAGAUCAAGGAGAGGCUGGACAAGGUGGUGUCUAAGCAAUAUGAGCUGUCUGAGAAGUGGGACAAGCACUGGGAUUUCCUACAGCAAUUGUUGGAGGUUCACCAGUUUGCCCAGGAGGCGGUGGUGGCGGAGGCGUGGCUGACCGCUCAGGAGCCGCUCAUCAGCAGCAACGAGCUGGGCGCUAGUGUAGACGAGGUGGAGCAGCUGAUCCGUCGACACGAAGCCUUCCGAAAAGCCGCCGCCACCUGGGAGGAGCGAUUCAGCUCACUACGGCGACUCACCACGGUAGAAAAGUUGAAAGCCGAGCAAAGCAAACUACCACCGACUCCUCUUCUGGGUCGCAAAGUCUUCCUGGACCCUCUAGAUGCCUUGCCCAGUGCGUCCAACCUCCCCCGUCUCCCGAUCUCCCCCGUCAUGAGGCAGACCAUCUACGAGCAGAACGAAGCCAACUCCCCUCCCUCGCCGUCGCCCGCCACGCCCACACCCUCUCCCUCGUCCGUGGCUCGUCGGCUGGGGUCGAUGGUCGCCAACUACACCCCUGUGAUGAACGGCUCCAGCUACCGGCAGACGCUGGAGGCACGACACGGCAUCGUGGGCGUGGGGCUGGGCCAGCCCGCGCCAUCCUCCAUCGCCUCGGUUGCCACGGCGGCCAUGCUGGUUUCGGCCAACCAGGCGCGAGAGAGCGUCGGCACGGCGAGAGACCAUGCGACCAAGCCGAUGAGUCACCUCCAUCCAGCGCAGGCGGCGAGGACGCUGGAGGCAAAAACGUCCCCGUAUCUGCGGCAAGCCAAAAUCAAACACUUGGACGACGCGGUGACGCCGCUGAUCGUGGCCAGCCGGCUGGAGAAAGCGAGGGAGAGGGAGAGAGACAUUAUGAUGGGGGAGAUAGGGACGGAGAGAGCGGAGGUGGCUGUGAUGGCCGAGGUGGUGCUCCAGGAGCCUCCGAGCAGGGAGCGCCUGCACAGCGAGCCCACCAGAGGGCCGCGGGGGUCCAGGACCGACCCGCUGGGCCAGGCUGAGCCCCAGGUCCAGACCCACGGCCACCAAAGGGAGCACAAGAUAGAGCGGCAGCUGUCCAGCGAGCAGCUGAUCCAGGCACGCAGGGACGAGCUGCCUCAAGAGGUGUGGAGGGAACAGGCCGAGAGGCGGGAGAGACGGACGCUGGAGAGGCAAACGUCCAGCGAGCACGAGGGCCAGGGGGGCCACGAGGGCCGGCGGAGAGAGAGAGACCGACACCGGCUGGACAGACAGGAAUCCAGUGAGCAUGACACCGGGAAAGAGCACUCAGACAGACGCUCAGCAGGAGGAGAAAAGAGAUCCACCAUGGCAGAGAUUGUAGAGCAGCUGCAAGAAAGAGAAGCAGCACAGGCCCGUGGCGAGGUGCCCCGCCUGCCCAACGGGGUACCGGAGAAACCUUCCCGUCUCGACCGACCCCGAGCUCGGGACAGGCCCAAACCACGGCGUCGGCCGCGACCCAAAGAGGCGGGAGAGACUACGCGGCGGUCCAGGUCCGCUCCGGCCCAGAGCAGCCCGGCGGUCCCCCAGCCGCCCGCACACACCGCGCACCACGAGGGCUUCCUUUUCCGCAAGCUGGACAUCGAGACCCUGAAGAAGAGCACCAAUAGCAGGUCAUGGGUCAACCUGUACUGCGUGCUGAACAAAGGGGAGAUGGGCUUCUACAAGGACGCCAAGAACACCGCCACGCCCUACAACAACGAGCCGCUGCUCAACCUCUCCCACUGCCACUGCGACGUCACCAACGGCUACAAGAAGAAGAAGAACGUCUUCACGCUCAAAACGAAGGACGGCAGUGAGUUUUUGUUUCACGCGAAAGAUGAGGACGACCUCAAGGUGUGGGUGACCAACAUCACCGCCAGCAUCACGGAGCACGAGGACAUCGCCAAAUGGGGUCAGCCCCAACCAACUACCUCAUCCACCGACGAGGGCACGCGGCGCGACGGCAGCAAGGCGGACAUCCAGUCAGAGCGGGGCGGCGAGCGCUCGGACCGCGCCGAUCGGAUCGAGAAAGCGGAGAAAGAGAAAGAGAAGGAGAAAGAGAAGGAGAAGGAGAAAGACAAGGAGAAGGAGAAAGACAAGGAGAAGGAGAGGGGCGAGCGGUCGGAGAGGUCGGAACGGGGAGGGAAGUCAGACUCGAAGCGCUCGGAGAAGUCCGGUAAGAAAAAGUGAGCCGGGUGACGGAAUCGGUCGGGAUUGAAUCGUACGAACUCCGGAUAUGGGGGCGGGGCCGUAGACUGGUAGUGAACGCCCCACCCCCCCGCCCUUCUCUCCGCCUCCAACACUGUCAACACAGCGGUCGAGUUUGGAUGGGAAGUGACACGCAGUACAGAGGGACUGACCCAGGCUUUACUCAUAGGACGGACAGGACGGAUUCGGAGCAGGAGACAUCGAUCUCUCUCUCUAUCUCUCUCUCUAACUCUCUCCUUCUUCUUCUUCUGUGUUUCUGUGAGAACACACAGAGUCACUGACACUCCGCCCACGCCCCCUCUGGUGGCCGUUUCGGAGAACUGCAAGAGAGAGUUUCGCGCUGCUGACCCCCCCCCCCCCUUGCCUCCGGGGGCGGCGUUAACACGCGAGAGAGUGACGGGACGCGCGUCUCGUUAACGCGAAGGCUGUUUCUGAUUGCCGGUAUAGUGCGAUGCGACGUCGCUCAUUCUGUUCCAUGUUUGUUUGUUUUUCUAUGAGAUGAGCUGUAACCAUAUGUAUUUCUCGUCCGUCUGUCCUAUCUACUGUAUCUAUCUGUCUGUCUGUAAGUCGAGACAUCCUACACUAUGUCUUAUUACUCCUCUGAAAGAGAAUGAAAAUUAUGCCAAAAUGUUUUACAGACAUACAAACUUAGAGAAAGUCAACGAUUUCCUCCACUUUGUCCCAUCCGUCUGGAAGGUCUGGCUGUGGGGAAAAAACAAAAAGUGGAGGUGACUCUGGUUUUACUUUGAUACCAAACAGCCCUGGAACCACGUUCACCGUGGACGAGUCAACACUGACAAACGGCUCCAGUGAUUCUAGUGAAACGAUGAUGAUUUAAGACAAGAGAAGAGUAGAUGGCCGAGGCGAUGAACUUCAGAACAAUCAGGGAAAAGCAGAAAAAUGUGUCAUAGAAAUACAUCCAAAGGCUUGGAAUCCUUUGGAAUUAGCUUAAAAUGUUGAAAAGAUCUGCCUGACAGAGAAGCUUCCCGUCAUUUACUUCGCAUUGAUUUUGGAUUUUAGAGAUUUCUGCAGGACAGAUGAGUCACAAGGUGUUUAACCUGUUCAGCAUAAAAUCACUCCAUGAUACAGUCACUGCAGAAACUUUGGCUCUCAAGACUCAUUUAUUUUUAAAAAAAACACAUGUACAGUUCUUGGAUCAGUGAUCAGAAAGAGAACAAACUCAUUUAAUGGUAGACUGGCUCUCAGGGGCCUCAUUCGUUUUAACUCAUUUUUUUUUUAAACAACACACAAAAUUCAUAUUUCGGGAAGCUGUAGAGGCCAAGAUUUCAUUUUUGAUGCCUCAAAGGAAAUUAAUGGACUUCAGCAUAACCUGCUGAUUUUAGCAUCAGGAUCAGCUCUCCAUUCAUUUCACGUUUGGCUUUGGUCAUAAGCACAAAAUCUGCGGCUGGCAUGUUUUUAAUGAAUGAGGCCUCAUCUACUCUUUUAUUCUCUUAUAACAUCAAACUACUCGUUGGAUAUUUUCUUUGAUUUAUUCACACAAAUCAGGUGCAUCCUUUUUUUUCUUUACAGAAUUAAAAAUAUGUAGUUUUUCUGCGUGUGAUUGUGUGUGUGUGUGUGUGUGUGUGUACCGCUGCUCUCUGCUCCCAGGGUCCUCAUAGCGCUCAGGAUAUUUAUGUUGGUGUGUUCUUACCGCGUGCUUUGCUCAUUCAUACGCUCGUCCCCUCCGACGCCACCUUAGUCUUCCAGACACGUCCGAUCCAUAACACACACACACACACACACACAGAAGAAUAUAACUCAGCAGGUUAAAAUGUUAAAGGUUAUAAAGAGUGUAAAAGGUCAUCAAACUGUCCAGGUUCAACAUCCCAUCAGUGAAGACGGGAAUGAGUGAAUGAGUGAAUAAGUGAAUGAACUGACACGGCGUCGAGAGGAUAUCAGACACACCAAAUAUUUAGAAAAGUCUGGAAGUUGUGAGACUGCAUGUUCUGCUUAAAAGGAGAAAUCAUUCGUUGAUAGAAGCUCGUCUUUGCAGCCCGCUUGGCUCGGCAUCCACGCAUCGGUUUGCAUUAAACUCACCACGAAGCCAUAAACGACGAAGAAGAAUGGUCAGAGGAGUCUACCACAUAACAGUAAAUGCAGCUGGGGAGUUUUUGGGAGGCACGAGCCGUGGUGGCUGAUGGGUAAACUAAAGUUACUGGUGGGAGCAUCCUGGGCGGACGGCAUUUAAAAAAAAUUUUUUUUAAACCUUUCAAAUACGAAUGCUGUUUCGAUAUCACUGGUGCUGUAUGAAAACCUUGUUCAUUUGUUUUAUUCUUUUAGUUAAAGUCCAGUUCAAAUCGCUGCUGCAGCAUACUCGCAUACAUGCUCUGUAAGUCACGUUCUCCUUUGAAAAAAUAAAUCUGAAAACCAAAAUGGAGAAAUAUAAAUGUCAUAUUUUUGGUUUCAUGAUGGCGAAUGGUAUUUGCAUUUAAUUUAGUUUUCCGUCUUCUUCCGUGAUGUCUUUUCUCUCGUAAAGCUGAAAAACACUGGUUAAAAGGUCUUCAGACAAAGCGUUCAUCUCACCUUUUAUGUCACUGUUUUCAUGCAGUGAGUUAAAGUAGGUUUUCUUCGGGAAUGGGCUCAUCUGAAAACACCCACUGGCACUUUACAGCCACAAGAGGCACCACUGAGCCCAUUCCACACUCGAAAACCCACUUUGACCAGAGACACAAAGGUUUAUGCUUUUUUUCUACCGUAAGUGUUUUCAAACAGUGUUUUUCAGUUUGAAGGGUGAAAACUGACGGGUUGGUCGUCUGGCCUUCUGGGGGGCUUACUCUUAAAUACCACCACGAACAAGUACUGGAGCUAAAUCUGCCUUUUUCCACCUUUCUUUAAAUAAUAGAAAAACUAUCGACAAUGACUUUAAAGAGAAAACUGACUUUAUUACUGAUUAUUUGUGUUUUUCAGUGUGAUUUCAGUUGGACUUUAAACUUACGCUCUCCUCUCUGAGCAACCUGUAGCCCAACUAUCCCACUCAGAAUUUGUUCAGUUUUACCUUUUUUUCUUCUUCUUUUUUAGGGUGUAGGCUACCUUAUUUAAUUUCAGUAUUUUAAAUUCUAAAAACAUGUCUCGAGAGCUGUAACUUUUCUUUAAUCCUGUUUUGAUUCCAGCACCCUUUAUGCAUCUAAAUUAGGUGUGAAUGCCAGAUCAAUGCAAUCGUUUCACAUGCAUGUCGGACACAACAGAGUCAGAAGAGGUGAGUUUUGAUCGCGCGAAUCUUCCACGUGUGCAGCCACGCGGCAGUGCUCCGCUGAGGGAUUAUGCCUCUAACAGCGUAAUGAACACUUCGUUGCUGCAGAUGCACACGGGACCCAAAACACGCAGGGUACAGAUAGCAGUACAGCAACCAUUCUACACAGCAGACAACCACACAGGCUCAGCUUUGGUUUAGAAUGGUUUGGAUGGUACCCUGCCGUCCGCGCUGUUCUGUUCACUCCAAACCUCAGUCUGUCGGCCGGGAUGAAAUGACGAAUAAAAUACCUUUUGGUUUAUCAUUCAUGUGUUUAUAGUCAGCGUUUUUCUUUUUUUCAUCUGGAAAUGAAUUUAAAAACGUUGAGUUCAGUUUGGAUGCAGCUCUGUGUUUGCUGCUGCUCUCUGAAAACAGAUAACAGAAAAUGUACAUUAAACCAGAAACAAGAACAUUCAGUCAUUCAGCUGCUAACAUGAAACACCGUUUCAGUCUUUGUCGCAUCUUGUGCACCAAAACCACACAGCAGUAUGCAGUCAUUUAUGAGGAUUUCAGAAGUGUUUGUACCAGAAUGAGUAUUGUUGAUGAUGAUGAUGAUGAUGAUGAUGAUGCCCAUGGUAGCAAUGCACUGAAACUAUAUGCAACUUUUUCUUUGCACUAGGGACGCCGGCCUGUUGCAGAGUUGAUGGUCAGUGGUGUUUGGGGCUCCAGCGGAGCCUCUCGUGAGCCUCUCGUGAGGCAGAAGAAAGUUUUAUUUGAAGCCGUUUUCAGGAUCAGUUUGUAAAAAAAAACAAUCCGCCAAUUCAUCAACAGCAAUUUUGAUAAUCGAUUCACUGAUCCGAGUCAUUUUUUUAAGCAAAAACUCAUUUGGUUCGACCCUCUUUGAAGAUUUGCCGCUUUUUUCUGUUUUUAUAACAUAAUAAAGUGAAUAUCUUUAUGGCCAGCUGCUCAGACAAAACAUGACAAUAAAAGACGACACCUUGAGCUCCAUGGGAAUUGUUUGAUAUUGUUUUCUAAUGUUUUAUAGACUCAACGAUUUAAUUGAAUUGAAUUCAUGCGUUAUGUCAAACUUCAGUUCUGUAAAGAACAGCUGUAAAACUCAACCGUCACAUUCUACAGACAGCAUGUGUUGAUACUGUUUACGUGUUGCAUAUCACGCUCGUCAUUCGUCACACACCGCCUGGAAUGUAUCAUUUACAAAACACUUUUGAAUAGGGCUCAGACUACAGCGACCACAAUCAACCUUCAGUUUCUGAGUAUAAUUAUUUAAUUUUUUUAAUCUAGCAUUACAUUUUUAUAUGUUUCUGAGGACAA